This is a messenger RNA of Carassius auratus (goldfish), 2510 nucleotides long. RefSeq names its product scavenger receptor cysteine-rich type 1 protein M130-like. The record is from RefSeq and is a predicted model, not a curated record. Lineage: Eukaryota; Metazoa; Chordata; Actinopteri; Cypriniformes; Cyprinidae. Gene Ontology annotation, cellular component: plasma membrane. Gene Ontology annotation, molecular function: serine-type endopeptidase activity. The transcript is spliced from 13 exons. Bases 3 to 2510 code for a protein of 835 amino acids. Gene Ontology annotation, biological process: zymogen activation.
AGAUGAUGAGGAGUCUGAAGAUGAUGUUACUGCUAAAACUCAUCACUGCUGUGUAUCAUACAUCUGUUGCACAAAAAGACAUAAAUGUGAAGUUAGCCGGUGGUCACAGUCGCUGUGCUGGUAGAGUGGAGGUUCUUCACAGAGGUCAGUGGGGAACAGUGUGUGAUAAUAGCUGGGAUAUGACCGAUGCUGCAGUGGUGUGUAGAGAGCUGGACUGUGGAGAACCUGUAGAUGCUCUGGGUGAUGCUCAUUUUGGACCGGGAUCAGGACCAGUCUGGAUGAGUUAUGUCAUGUGUACUGGAUCAGAAUCUACACUGAAGAAUUGUGGCUCAACAGGUUGGGGUAAAACGAGCUGUGAUCACUAUAAAGAUGCUGGAGUCAGAUGCUCAGACAGUGUGAAUGUGAGAUUGGUAAAUGGUUCCAGUCGUUGUGCUGGUAGAGUGGAGGUUCUUCACAGAGGUCAGUGGGGAACAGUGUGUGAUGAAGACUGGGAUAUGACUGAUGCUGCAGUGGUGUGUCGAGAGCUGGACUGUGGAGAACCUGUAGAUUCUCUGGGUGAUGCUCAUUUUGGACAAGGAUCAGGACCAAUCUGGAUGAGCAAUGUUUUAUGUACUGGAACAGAGUCCACAUUGAAGAAGUGUGGCUCGACAGGAUGGAAUAAAAAUUACUGUGAUCAUACUGGGGAUGCUGGAGUCAUCUGCUCAGAUUCAAUGAAUGUGCGGGUUGGUGGUGGUAACAGUCGUUGUGCUGGUAGAGUGGAGGUUCUUCACAGAGGUCAGUGGGGAACAGUGUGUGAUGAUGACUGGGAUUUGGCUGAUGCUGCAGUGGUGUGUAGAGAGCUGGACUGUGGAGAACCUGUAGAUGCUCUGAGUGAUGCUCAUUUUGGACCAGGAUCAGGACCGAUCUGGAUGAGUGCUUUGUGUUCUGGAAUGGAAUCUACAUUGAAGAACUGUAGAUCAGCAGGAUGGGGAACGCACACAUGUACUCAUAAUAGUGAUGCUGGAGUCAUCUGCUCAGAUCAUAAACAUUCCAGACUUAUUGAUGGACCUCACCUGUGCUCUGGAAGAAUAGAGUUGAAUCAUGGGAACACAUGGUACACAGUGUGUGAUGCUGUCUUUGACCAGCAGGAUGCAGAGGUUGUGUGUAGAGAGCUGGACUGUGGGGCUCCUGUACAGGUGCUGGGAGCAGCUGCUUUUGACAAAGGAGACACUCAGAUGUGGACACAAGAGAUUCAGUGUAGAGGAAAUGAGUCUUAUAUUUCUUUCUGUCCAACAUCAUCUUUUAAACACAACUGUACCAAUGAGAAUGCCAUUGGGCUGUUAUGUUCUGGUCACACCGAUCUCAGACUGGUAAACGGACAAGACUCCUGUUCUGGUCGAGUUGAACAUCAGUAUCUCAGUAAAUGGGGCACAGUGUGUGAUGCAUGCUGGGAUAUGAGAGCUGCCAGUGUCCUCUGUAGACAGCUGAAUUGUGGGAUUGCUGUGACUGUUGUGGGAUCAGACUGGUUUGGAGAGGGAAGUGGUGAAAUCUGGGCUGAUGUGUUUGAUUGUGACGGGAAUGAAACAAAACUCUCAGAAUGUUCCAUCUCUUCAUGGAGUCGGGCUGAAUGUUCUCACAGACGAGAUGUUGGAGUCAUCUGCUCUAAUUCCUCUCUGGCUCUUCAUGAUGGUAUGCAGUGCUCUGGGAGUGAAGCUCAUCUGGGGAACUGCAGCUUUCCACAAACUCUCAACUGCAGCUCCACACAACAACUGUACAUCACCUGCCUUGGUCGAGGGUCCAUCAGGCUGGUAGGUUCUGGGGGAGACUGUGCAGGGAGGCUGGAGGUUUUUCACAGCGGCUCAUGGGGGACAGUGUGUGAUGACUCCUGGGAUAUUAAAGAUGCCCAUGUGGUGUGCAGACAGCUGCAGUGUGGAGUGGCCCUCAGUAACCAGCAGGUACCAGCCUGGUUUGGUCCUGGUUCUGGACACAUAUGGCUGGAUGAGGUGGAGUGUGAGGGGAAUGAGACGUCCCUUGGGAGCUGCUCUUCUUCAGGCUGGGGAAAACAUGACUGUAAUCAUAAGGAGGAUGUAGGAGUCGUGUGCUCAGAGUUUAAAGAGAUCAGGUUAACUGAGGGCUGUGAAGGGAAUGUGGAGGUCUUCUACAAUGGUUCCUGGGGAAAUGUGUGUUACAACCAGAUGAACAGAGACACAGUGAGUCUGAUCUGUCAAGAGCUAAACUGUGGAAGAUCUGGGAGUGAACCCGGUUAUUCAGAGGGACUGAAGCCUCGUAACUGGCUGGAUUAUUUUAAAUGUCGACGACAUGAUUCCACUUUAUGGCAGUGUCCAUCUUCACCCUGGGGACAGACUAAUUGUGAUAACGAAGUGGCCAAAAUCACUUGCUCAGAGGAGGAAAGUCAACAAUCUCUUCAAAGUCGUCUGACAUGUUCAGGAUCUUCUUAUCAGAGAAAGUGCUCAAAUCAUGUUCCUCUCAGACUGAGUGGAGGUAAGGGCCGGUGCUCCACUGAGGGCUGA